This is a messenger RNA of Cladophialophora psammophila CBS 110553, 1122 nucleotides long. Its product is annotated as high-affinity iron transporter. The transcript has a single exon. Gene Ontology annotation, molecular function: ferrous iron transmembrane transporter activity. NCBI's taxonomy places the organism in Eukaryota, Fungi, Ascomycota, Eurotiomycetes, Chaetothyriales, Herpotrichiellaceae. Gene Ontology annotation, biological process: iron ion transmembrane transport. Bases 1 to 1122 code for a protein of 373 amino acids. Gene Ontology annotation, cellular component: plasma membrane; high-affinity iron permease complex. The record is from RefSeq and is a predicted model, not a curated record.
AUGACCAACGUCUUCGGAGUCCAGGUCUUCUUCAUCGUGUUUCGAGAGUGCCUCGAAGCUGUCAUCAUCAUCUCGGUGCUGCUCUCGUUCUUGAAGCAAUGCCUGGGUCAACCGUCUCAGGACCCGGCCAUCUACAAACGACUCAAUCGACAAGUCUGGGCGGGCUCGCUGCUGGGCAUCCUCAUAGCGCUGAUCAUUGGGGGUGCCUUUAUCGGAGUCUUCUAUGGCCUGGGCCAUGAUCUCUGGUCCGAAUCUGAGGAUCUGUGGGAGGGUAUCUUCUACCUCAUCGCCAGCAUCAUCAUCACCAUCAUGGGCCUGGCCAUUCUGCGUAUCAACAAGACAAAGGAGAAAUGGAGGGUCAAGAUUGCACAAGCCCUUGUGGCAAAGACCAAACACCACGAUGCGGCAUCUCGGUUGGGCGAAUGGGGCCGCCGAUAUGCCAUGUUCAUCCUCCCCUUCAUCACCACUCUCCGCGAGGGCCUCGAGGCCGUAGUCUUCGUCGGCGGUGUCUCCCUCGGCUUGCCUGCGACCGCCUUUCCCAUCCCAGUCAUCACGGGCAUUCUGGCCGGUCUUCUCGUCGGCUAUCUCAUCUACCGCGGCGGCAACUACAUGACCAUCCAGUACUUCCUGAUCGCCUCCACCUGCGUGCUCUACCUGAUCGCCGCCGGCAUGUUCUCCAAGUCUGUCUGGAGUUUGCAAUUCCACAAAUUUCAGCAGCAAGUAGGUGGCGACGUUGCUGAAGCCGGCGAUGGCCCGGGCUCGUACAACAUUGACCAGACCGUCUGGCAUGUCAACUGCUGCAACCCGGAACGUGACAAUGGUUGGGAUGUCUUCAACGCCAUCCUCGGCUGGCAAAACACUGCCACGUACGGCUCUGUCAUCUCAUACAACGUCUACUGGAUCUUCAUCAUGCUGGCCAUCACGUGCAUGCUGUAUGAGGAGCGCAAAGGCUACCUGCCCCUUGAAAAGCCCUUUCUCAGAUUCCUCUCCAAGGUUCCUGGGUUCAGGAGCUAUGCUACGCGCCAUCUCGCCCCCCCAAGGCAAGAUGCGGGACAUGCCAUCGCCCAGGUACAGAGUCACACAUUCACCCAGGGCAUCCAGCGACCCUUGAGCGGAAAAUAG